Messenger RNA from Magnolia sinica, 328 nucleotides. RefSeq names its product arabinogalactan protein 23-like. The record is from RefSeq and is a predicted model, not a curated record. Bases 84 to 272 code for a protein of 62 amino acids. The transcript has a single exon. NCBI's taxonomy places the organism in Eukaryota, Viridiplantae, Streptophyta, Magnoliopsida, Magnoliales, Magnoliaceae.
AGGAAAAAGGACUGAGUAAUCACAACCGUUCAAAUUCUUCCGGCAGCUUUUGGGUGAUCUUUCUCUCACUCCCACUCUCCAUCAUGGAUAUGAGAAAGAUCUCCUGCGCCAUCAUCAUCGCUGCUACCUCAGCGAGUGCAGUCCUUGCUGCCGAGGAGGGCUUGGGCCCAGCGCCUGGGCCCGCCAUGCACAGUGGGUCUGCUGCGGUCACACCUGCCCUCGGGCUGGUGGGGGCCUCGAUCUUGUCCUUUUUCGCCUUUUACUUGCAGUAGGCCUCACGGGAAAAAGAAGAAAGAAGACUCUCAAGGGAGAUAAGAAGAGAAAGGAA